This is a messenger RNA of Galendromus occidentalis (western predatory mite), 1757 nucleotides long. RefSeq names its product Bifunctional arginine demethylase and lysyl-hydroxylase PSR (gene JMJD6). Gene Ontology annotation, molecular function: P-TEFb complex binding; histone H4R3 demethylase activity. Gene Ontology annotation, cellular component: nucleus; cytoplasm. The coding region runs from base 135 to 1385 and encodes 416 amino acids. The record is from RefSeq and is a predicted model, not a curated record. Gene Ontology annotation, biological process: phagocytosis. NCBI's taxonomy places the organism in Eukaryota, Metazoa, Arthropoda, Arachnida, Mesostigmata, Phytoseiidae. The transcript has 2 exons.
ACAACCAUCUUUGUGUUCGUCGUCGCCUGUCGGAGGUGCGGAACUCAACACGGCCGCGAAUCGUCGGGACAAUCUGCAAGCUCGGAGUCGAAUCACCGACGUGCGUUGGCUAAGCUCAUUCGGUUGAAUCGAAGAUGCCGGAGAGAGAUCCGGAUGGUGGACGUCUCGCGAGACGGGCCAUGAGAAAAGUUGCAGAAGUGAAAUUGAAAGCUCGACCGGAAUUGGCGGCAAAGACCGAAGACUCCGAGGACUAUUGGGAGAAACUAGGCUACGCCCAUAGAACCGAUCUUGUGGAUCCUCGAUUAGUCGUCGACAACUGUCCCAGGAUCCAUGUGAACGACUAUUCCACGCAAAGAUUCAUCGAAGACUUCGAGAAACCCUACAGGCCGGUAGUUGUUCGGGGCUGCACUGACAAUUGGAGGGCCCAGUACAAAUGGACCGAGAAACGGUUGGAUCGGAAAUACCGAAACCAGAAAUUCAAGUGCGGAGUUGACGACGACGGAUACAGCGUCAAAUUGAAGAUGAAGUACUUCGUGCACUACAUGAACAAAAAUCUAGACGAUAGUCCCCUAUAUAUAUUCGAUGGACAUUUCGGAGAACAUCGGCGCAAGAGAAAGCUCCUGGACGAUUACGAGGUUCCGAUCUACUUCCGUGACGAUCUGUUCCAGUUCGCGGGGAAAAGUCGUCCCCCCUAUCGAUGGUUCAUCAUGGGGACCGCCAGAUCCGGAACUGGCAUUCACAUCGAUCCGCUCGGAACUUCUGCUUGGAAUGCGCUGAUAAUGGGUCAUAAACGAUGGUGUCUCUUCCCGACGAAUACACCGAGAGAGCUCAUAAAAUUGAGGCCCGAAGAAGGUGGGAGACAGAACGACGAGGCCGUUGCUUGGUUCGAUAUAAUUUAUCCGAAAACCAAGAGACCCGAGUGGCCGGAAGAGUUCAAACCCCUGGAGAUAAUCCAAGGGCCCGGUGAAACGGUUUUCGUUCCCGGUGGCUGGUGGCACGUUGUGUUGAACCUGGAUACUACGAUCGCCGUCACGCAGAACUUCUGCUCUGUGACCAACUUCCCGAUAGUUUGGCACAAAACCGUGAGGGGUCGGCCAAAACUGAGCCAAAAAUGGCUCGCUCAAUUGCGCAUGCUCAAACCAGAGUUGGCGGAUCUCGCCGAAGGCAUCAAUGUCAACGAGGAUUGUGGGGUUGCCUCGGAUUCCUCUGGAGGAGACACUUCGUCGAGCAGUAGCGAGGACGAAGACGAAAGCUGUUGCUCGAGUUGCUCAUCCGAUUCUGGCAAAGAAUCUCUACUCGAAGUUAGGAGGUCCCUGAAGAAACGGAAGCGGAGCACUGACGAAGCCGAGUGUGUGAUAAAUAAGCGGACUGAGAUUCAGACGUGACGGUGGCAAUCGCUAUCAGGCCUGGGGCCACGGGCUGUCAGGGCUGCCUACAAUAAUAAUUCAGUUUCACUGAGCACGUAAGACGCGUAUGAUUUGUGGAGUGUGUCUGUUUCAUGACAGAGAGCCAGUGCGGAUUCUUCUUUCCGACCGGUCGCGCUAAUGCCGCCUAAAUGUAAAUGUUAAGUUGUGUAUAUUAUAUCAAAGUGCAAGAAGGAUGCAAGGAGAGAACGAGCGCCCGUACGUGAUUGCUGUUCGGAUGCAUGUUUCGAAGACUAUUGCGUGAAACCAAAUCAUACCAAGUGUGUGCGCGUUCCCCCGCAGUCGGGAGCGGUUUGCAGAGAUGUAUUUUUAAGCGAGGAAUAAAGUUAUUCC